CAGUGUGGAGGUCCAACGAAGGAGCUCCCUGAAUGGCAGAGACAAGAGGAAAUCAGAUGAUUUGGAAAACUUGGGAGGAAGCCAUCAAGCUGGGAGAUGAGGACUUUCCACAAGCAAGAGCUAACUAGGGGCACAGGACAGGAGUAGGCACCUCGCCCACUGCUGCUUAACCUUUCAGCUUCUCCAGGCCCCCAAUCCUGCUUGCUCCCAGCUUGGCCCAGAAGGAUGUCGGUCUGCUACCGUCCCCCAGGGAACGAGACACUGCUGAGCUGGAAGACUUCGCGGGCCACAGGCACAGCCUUCCUGCUGCUGGCGGCGCUGCUGGGGCUGCCCGGCAACGGCUUCGUGGUGUGGAGCUUGGCGGGCUGGCGGCCUGCACGGGGGCGACCGCUGGCGGCCACGCUUGUGCUGCACCUGGCGCUGGCCGACGGCGCGGUGCUGCUGCUCACGCCGCUCUUUGUGGCCUUCCUGACGGGGCAGGCCUGGCCGCUGGGCCAGGCGGGCUGCAAGGCGGUGUACUACGUGUGCGCGCUCAGCAUGUACGCCAGCGUGCUGCUCACCGGCCUGCUCAGCCUGCAGCGCUGCCUCGCAGUCACCCGCCCCUUCCUGGCGCCUCGGCUGCGCAGCCCGGCCCUGGCCCGCCGCCUGCUGCUGGCCGUCUGGCUGGCCGCCCUGUUGCUCGCCGUCCCGGCCGCCGUCUACCGCCACCUGUGGAGGGACCGCGUAUGCCAGCUGUGCCACCCGUCGCCGGUCCACGCCGCCGCCCACCUGAGCCUGGAGACUCUGACCGCCUUCGUGCUUCCUUUCGGGCUGAUGCUCGGCUGCUACAGCGUGACGCUGGCACGGCUGCGGGGCGCCCGCUGGGGCUCCGGGCGGCACGGGGCGCGGGUGGGCCGGCUGGUGAGCGCCAUCGUGCUUGCCUUCGGCUUGCUCUGGGCCCCCUACCACGCAGUCAACCUUCUGCAGGCGGUCGCAGCGCUGGCUCCACCGGAAGGGGCCUUGGCGAAGCUGGGCGGAGCCGGCCAGGCGGCGCGAGCGGGAACUACGGCCUUGGCCUUCUUCAGUUCUAGCGUCAACCCGGUGCUCUACGUCUUCACCGCUGGAGAUCUGCUGCCCCGGGCAGGUCCCCGUUUCCUCACGCGGCUCUUCGAAGGCUCUGGGGAGGCCCGAGGGGGCGGCCGCUCUAGGGAGGGGACCAUGGAGCUCCGAACUACCCCUCAGCUGAAAGUGGUGGGGCAGGGCCGCGGCAAUGGAGACCCGGGGGGUGGGAUGGAGAAGGACGGUCCGGAAUGGGACCUUUGACACCAGACCCUACAACCUGCUGCCCUUCCCUGUCCCUUUCCACCCCCCACCCACCCUCCGGAGGUCAGUGUUCUGGGGCAUUUGGGGACCCUUCUUUGACUAGAGUUUGGAUCUGGCUGGGUAGGAUUACUAUACACUUGGGGCAGGCCCAGGCUCCUCCAAACUGAGGGAUUAUGAGGGUGGUGAUGGUCCCUGUUAAGGACUAUUGUGUGCUUGCAAGUUGGCAUGUACCCAUGUGCCAGCAUUGCUUACUUGUUGCCAAUAGCUGUUAUUGUGAAAUACACUGGGAAGCCAUUAGAUGAUGACUUAAGUGUGCUUCCCCUGGUGGUUCUUCAUGCCUGAGUUGUACUGAAGCCACCUAGUUCCCUGCUGGGUCAAGCCAGGCUGGGCAGUGCCAGCCUUCAGUGGCAUCUUGACCUGCCCUCCUCAGCCCAGGUGCCCUGGUUCCACAGGCCAACCCAUAGAACCACUCUGGAAAUAAAGGAGAAAAUGGAAGGAGAGGUAUGGGAGCUUGGAUGAGGGGUAGGAAUGGGAUCCAUUCUCUGAGGCUUAUAAAAGCCUCUGAGGAGGAAAUGGCUCUGAAGGGGAAAAUGAAUCUGUGGGGUUUGAAAAGGAAGUUUUCCUGCCUGUCUUGUGUUUGGUCCAGUGAGUGUGAGACAGGCACACAAGGAGUGGACAGUGGUGUAGGGGCCCUGGGAGUCUGAGACUUACCUUGCCCCCUGACCAUCUGAUCCUCCCUGCAAAGGCCACCUGACGUGAAAAGGAGCCAGGAGCAAGCACUCAGUCGGGAAGUUUGGAGGUUGGCCAUCGGGGUAUGAGGAAUGGCAGGAAUAUUUAGAGGACAGGAAUAAUUUUUCAGAGAAGUGCCACAUAUUCUUUUUCUCUUUGCCAAGUCUGGGCUCCUUCUAAGAUGCUGCUAGCUAUUCCUAGCCCGUUCCCCAAUACUUCUCUGCCCCCACCUUUUGGAAUCCUUAUCUAGGUCUAAAAACGGUUCUAGAUCCUGACCCCUUUGAUUGGGGGAUGUAGAAUGGGAUUCUUUUCAGGGGACAUCCACAAGUACACAUCUGUGGUCACUAAGGUGACCAGCUCAUCCCAGUUGGCCUGGGACUUUCCCAGUUUAAGCACUGAAAACUCCUUGUCCCAG
Pan troglodytes (chimpanzee) is the source of this 2446-nucleotide messenger RNA. It is a transcript of the gene LTB4R2, whose product is annotated as leukotriene B4 receptor 2. Bases 226 to 1302 code for a protein of 358 amino acids. Gene Ontology annotation, molecular function: G protein-coupled peptide receptor activity; leukotriene B4 receptor activity. Lineage: Eukaryota; Metazoa; Chordata; Mammalia; Primates; Hominidae. Gene Ontology annotation, biological process: neuropeptide signaling pathway. The record is from RefSeq and is a predicted model, not a curated record. Gene Ontology annotation, cellular component: plasma membrane. The transcript is spliced from 3 exons.